AUGAUGCAUUUUCUAUACGCUAUACCACUCUUAGGCUCCUUGCAGCUCGCAUGUGCUGCUACUGUCGAAGUCUACUGGGAGAUCACGUGGGUUACGGCCGCACCAGACGGAUACUCGAGGCCGGUGAUAGGUGUCAACGGGCAAUGGCCAUGCCCUGUGCUGGAGGCCAAUGUCGGCGACACAGUCAUUGUCCACGUGGACAACAAGUUGGGGAAUGAGACAACAGGUCUUCACUUCCAUGGUAUCAACCAAAAGGGUACUCCGGAGAUGGACGGCCCCUCCGCUACAACACAAUGUUCUAUCCCUCCCGGCUCAUCGGCGACCUAUCAGUGGUUGGCUGAUGCACCAGGCACGUAUUGGUAUCACUCCCAUCAAAUGGGCCAGUAUCCCGAUGGACUCAGGGGGCCAUUGGUUAUCCACGAUCCUGAGGACCCAUACAAGGGCAAGGUCGACGAGGAAGUCAUUCUUACUUGUACUGAUUGGUACCACUCCCAGACUAUUCCUCUUGUGCAGGCUAUGCUUCAACCAAGCAACACUGAAUUUCGACCUCCGCUGCCAGACAGUAUCCUCGUCAACGAAGGAGGAAGCACUCAAAUCAAAUUCGACAAAGGAAAAACCUACCGGCUCAGGGUGUUAAACUUCUCCGCCUUUGGCGCCUGUUUCUUCCACUUCCAGAAUCACACCAUGCAGGUGAUCAUGCAAGAUGGGUCGUACAUAACCGAAGCCGAGGCUUCUCAGAUAUAUCUGGCUCCUGGCCAGCGACAUGACGUCCUGCUCUCGUCUAAGGACAGCUGCAACUACCCAUUCCUCGUUGCUCUGGAUGUUAAUCCAGACUUCCGUGCCCCAGUACUCGGCUUCCCCUAUAACAAAACGGGAUACCUUGUGGGGAACCCAUCCGAGAACAGCACCUCUGUAGAUGUUGUUGAUGUGUGGAACCCUGUCGACACAACUCUCUUCACCAACCCCGCUGGGGAAGGACCCCUCAGCCCGGUCGGAACGACCAUAACGCUCGAGGUAAAGUUCUGCUUCGACAACAACAGCAUCCCGCGCUCAUGCUUCAACGGCCACCCAUACGUGCCCCAGAAAGUACCGACGCUAUACUCCGCUGCCACCACUGGCGAUGACAACUCCAACCCAGUCGUGUAUGGUGGUGUCAACCCAUACAUCGCCCCAGAAGGCCAGGUGAUCGAGAUUGUCGUCAACAACCUCGACCCCGGGUCACACCCCUUCCACCUCCACGGUCACCAGUUCCAGCUCCUGGCAGCGCCGGGCCCCAACGCGGGCGUGUUCUCCGGAGACACUUCCAGCUUCCCCGCCCAGCCGGCGUACAAAGACGGCGUCAUCAUCAACAGCAACUCUUAUGCGGUGAUACGCUUCAAAGCCGACAACCCGGGCACCUGGCUUUUCCACUGCCACAACGAGUGGCACGUGGAGAUGGGGCUGACCUCGACCAUAAUAGAGGCGCCCAACGAGCUCCAGGGCUUGCAGUUCCCGCAGGAUCAUAUUGACCUCUGCAAGACCCAGGGGAUCCCGUACCAGGGUAACGCGGCUGGCAACACCGUAAACUAUACCGACACAACGGGGAUGUUAUUUGUGAACCCUCCUACUUAUACCGGGGCUCUGUAUGAACCAACCGCUGUCCCCAGGCCUCGUUCUCGUAUUGUCCGCACCAAGUUGUGA
Molecule: messenger RNA, 1680 nt
Organism: Diaporthe amygdali
Lineage: Eukaryota; Fungi; Ascomycota; Sordariomycetes; Diaporthales; Diaporthaceae
Product: iron transport multicopper oxidase FET3
Exons: 4
Coding region: 1-1680 (559 amino acids)
Biological process (GO): cellular response to iron ion starvation; reductive iron assimilation
Cellular component (GO): high-affinity iron permease complex
Molecular function (GO): copper ion binding; ferroxidase activity
Source: RefSeq, a predicted model, not a curated record